Messenger RNA from Seminavis robusta, 2088 nucleotides. Lineage: Eukaryota; Bacillariophyta; Bacillariophyceae; Naviculales; Naviculaceae. The record is from the annotation of a GenBank genome assembly.
GCACGCCUUGCUCGGCCGAAGCGCCAUCGCUAAUUGAGAUCAUUUUUUUACUGUCUCUAAGAUACCCCGUGCGGUGCAGUACUGUACAGCAAGAGCUACACCGGUAUCAUCCCCCACAGCACACCACCAUGAGGUCCUCAGCUUGGAGGAGCCGUAACAGGAGGCCUCAUGAGGAAACUAAUAGUGCAUCACGGCAGAGACCUCGACAAUCGUCUGGGAGAACUACUAUAGUUGUGUUAUCAUUGCUAGCGGUAACAUCAUCCCAUUUGCCGCUGGUUCAGUCUUUUGUGCAACCACAACGGAUUACGCCAAUCCAGACAAGAGGCAGUUACAGUAGCAGCAGAACGCCACACUCAACAUCCUCAUGGUUGCCAACGUCAACCUCAUUGGGGUACGAAAAUGACCAGAGCCCUGAUACCGAAGAUCUGGUAGCUGGCAAUUCUCCUCCUUCGAGUGCCAAUGACGACAACUUGUCAUCACCCAACCAAUCUUCUAUUCAAGAUAAUAGCACAAAGAGUCAGGCAAAGCCAUCACAACAGCAAAAGAAGACUCCACCAUCGACACUGGUCAACAUUCGAUACCGAGGCACUUGGUAUGACGUCACCAAAUGGAGAAGGGCUCAUUCGGCUGGUGCACAUUGGUUGGAUUGGUUUGAUAAACGAGACGCCACAGAGAUAAUUGAUGGAUUGCACAGUACACACAGUCGCCAAAUGACCACACGUCUUCCCAAAGCAAAAGCCGACGUGGCGGCCGAAUUGGAAGCAAAUGCAGCGCCAGAUUCCGAUGUACAAAUCGCAUUUAGGGAACUCUUUGACAAGCUCCUGGCAGAAGGAUGGUGGGAACGAGAUGUUGGAUUCGAGGUUAUGCAACUAAGCAUCUGGGCCAGUCUCUUCUUGGGUGCUGUGGCAACGGCCAAGACUAUCCCACUCGUGUCCUUUGUCUUGUUGGGAUUGUCCUUUGUAGGUGGAGGAUGGCUCGGACAUGAUUACAUUCACGGUCUAGACAAGUUCUCCAAGUCCAUGAGGAACUUUCUCCCCCUUACUACCGGCCUUAGUGGUCGAUGGUGGUCGGAUAAACACAACAAACAUCACGCACUGACCAACGAGAUUGGAGUAGACGAGGACAUGGCCACGGAUCCAAUCCUAUAUACCUGGGCACCUGAUCCAAGCCAAGACUCUUGGUUCCGCAGAGUACAGCACUACGUCUUUUGGGUCCCCUUUUCCUUCCUCUUUGCUCUUUGGAGAUUCGACUCUCUUACGGCAGCCUUUCAUGCCCUCGAGUUGAAACGCCCCGGUGCACAGAGUGAACUCUACAGCGUCUUUGCUCACUACGUGGUCAUUUUUGCGCUCUUUCCGUUGCAAGUCUUCAUCCCGGCCGUCUUUCUCAGCGGUGUCAUUUCGGCUUUUGUCGUGACAUCCACUCAUCAAUCGGAAGAAAAGUUCACAGAGUACAUUCCAGAUCACGUCACAAGACAGUUCUUGUGUACUAGAAGCGUCGUCAUGUCAAACCCCAUCUCCUCUUGGAUUUGGGGCGGCAUGCAGUACCAGAUUGAGCAUCAUCUCUUUCCAAGCAUGCCCAGAAGCAAGCUACCGGCUCUCAAGCCAGUCAUUCAAAAAUUUGCGGAAGAUAACAACAUUGAAGGAGGGUACCGCGAAAGCGGAGAACUUGAAAUCCUUCGUAUGAACUGGGAAACAUACCGAGCUGUAGCAUUGGCUGACCCGGUUGAAGGAGCGCCGCUGGCCCAAGGCCGCGAAGGACAGCAGGCUGCCAUUGCAGAAGGAUUCACAGCAGUGCAUCCGUUUCAAAACAAGCAGAAGAAGAAACCGUAACUUUUCUUAGGAAGUUAUUGGGUAAAUCUUGUGUCUUGUCCUGGAUUAGGUGUUCUUUCUUUGUGUCACAAGUCAAACUGUAUAAGCUCUAUCAUUUUUCCUCAAUUGUCCCUGGUGCGUGCUGACUGGAAGCAGUAUAAAAGUGUGAGAAAGUAGCAACGAACAAGUCAGCACCUCAAAUGCAGUGCUUACAAGUAGAAAACUCCUACUAUAUUAGUGGCAUCAUACACAAACAAGCAAGAGUACCAAUAGCCGUGUA